This is a messenger RNA of Lymnaea stagnalis (great pond snail), 5870 nucleotides long. Lineage: Eukaryota; Metazoa; Mollusca; Gastropoda; Lymnaeidae. The record is from the annotation of a GenBank genome assembly.
GUCUAAGUAGACAAGGACAAGCAGAAUAUCCCUAUUACCUUUAAAAAUUUAAUCACUUACCGGUAAUGGUAUUCUUGUAUUAGAUCUCAUGGGUUAAUUGAGUAAUUUUUAUUAAUAAAUUGAUGCAUUUCAUUUUAUAUUAUCAAGACUUACAUACCUUUUAUAAAUAUAAAUAUUGAUUUAAAAUAAAGCCUAAUCAAAGAUAUAAUUAAAAUACAAUAAAAAGUUUUUUUUCCUCUUUACAAAUAAUAAUUUUUCCAAUUUUUUCUCCUCAUAAUUGUUUUAAAACAAAAACUCCAAUAAAAUUAUAUAAAAAAAAGUCUUGAUCUACUUUAAAAUUUUUGUUGCUCUUAGAAAAGUUUAGAAAAAAAUCUUAACUCCACUUCUAUAAAAGAUAGAAGAAUAAGAUUAUAUUUAUAGUUUAUAUACAAUAUUAUUAAUCAGUUGAUAAUAAAUAUAACCUUAUAGAUAAUGAUUUGGCUUACUUUACUAUAUUAUAAUGUAACAGUUUGGGAGUGUGCAGAGAAAUUUAUAAAAAUUAUAACAUGAUCUAUUAAAUUACAUUAACUAUUAUGUUAAAUUUAUUAGAGAAAUAGUUUAGUCGGCUAUAAACUUCUCAUCGCUUAAAUAGUGAAGAACACCAAAAAAGUCAUUAAAAUGAUAAGUUUUAUGACUUUGAAAAAAUGAAAAUAUCUUCAAAUAAUUCCUAGGAGACUUCUUGCUUUCCUGAUAUUUUGCUGUGGGUUAAUUGACUACGAAAUCGACCAAAGCACCACUCUCUUACCCCGGUUGAGAUAUUUCCUCUCAGUUUUCAUUCACCCUGUUACGCACUGGCUUCUAAUAUGAGAAAUUAAUCUCCUAUUUUAAUUUUAUUGGCUCGUUGUAAACAGUGCCUAACAAAGGACGAUACCAUAGAGUCAACAAUAGUAAAGAUACGACACUCAAAACAGUUGCCAGUUACAAUUAAUAAGAUUUAUUAUGUCUUAAGAUAAUUACAAAAGAAAAGAAAAUAUAAUGACGUUCUUCAACUUACAGUAUGGUAGAUCUUUUACCGGUACACAGUUAAUACAGUUAGAAUAAUGUGCCAAUGAAUAAUGAUGAAUGCGAAAUGAACACAUAUGAGCACACAAAGAAUAAUACAAUUGUCUCGUAAAGUAAAAAAAAAAAUGUCUGAAUCUCUCCCUCUCUCCGUGCCUGUCAAUCCCUUUAUAUAUGCAGCGUAAGCCCUGCCUUCCAGAAGCUACUCAGCAUUUCUUUACAUUUCUAGAACAAAUCGCGAAUGUUCGACAAGAUACUAGCAGACAUACUAACCAUAUUUAAUUGGUCGUCGGUAAUAAACACGAUACAUCAAAGAGAUAAGCUACGCCCAUCUAUAAACGUAGCAUGUGCUAGGAAUCUAAUUUGGGUCAAGCAAAGUUCACGCACGGGGAAAAAGUGUCACACAACAAUUGUUUAGCUAAACUAUUUAUUGUUGAGAAAAACUAUUUAUAUAUUGUUGAGAAAAACUAUUUUAUUGAUUGUUGAGAUAAACUAUUUAUUUAUUGUUGAGAUAAACUAUUUAUUUAUUGCUCUGCAGUAUUUUUAAAAAUAUUUUAAAAAAAUAUUUAAUCAUACUUUAAUUUUAUGUGGACAAGCAAUACAAUGUUAACAUUUUAAUAAAUGGUUUUGCUACAUAACAAUAUAUUAAUUUAGAUAUUGUAUUUUGAUAUUAAGCAAUUAAUCUUGUUGAUUUUUAUAUUUAAAGAUACAUUAGUUUAGUAAUUUUUUUAUAUUUAACGAUAUAUUAAUUUAAGUAAUUUGCUUUGAUAUUUAUCAAAUCAUUAAAUGUAACAAAUUUGCUUUGAUACUUAAAAUGGCCUUUACAAAAGUUGUUCAUGAUCUAUUCAGAGUUGAGUAUGAUGAGCUAACGACUAACACGUACUACAUUCAUGCAUUCUGACCUGGGUAAUGUACUCAACCGCCUAAGGGGUCAUGAAGGCGCCUCCACAGGUCUGUGUCAUUAAACACUGAGAUUUUCAAAAUAUGAAAUAAAGUUGACGGCCAGGGAUGUCAAUAAACGAGUCAAUUUCUUAACAUUACCGAUAAGAAGAAUUCUCUUUUAAAAGCCACCUUUGGGUGUCAAAUGUUAACCUUCUGAAGGAAAUACAGAAUAAAGUGAAUCUAAAUAUUACCCAGCCGAACUGAAUUAAUCUUGAGUAAUUUAUGGUCAAGUUAAAAUUAAAAUAAGAUACUUUUUAAGGAUUUGGUGUUAAAAAAAGGAAAAUAUCGUUUCUAAAUUGUUGAAUAAUUGUCUCUCAGAUUUUCAUGUCGGAGACACAACAAAGGAACAUGCUUUGAACACAAACUUGGGAAAAUUAAGAUGGAAGAAUUGUGAGACAAAUCCAGGUCACAAGGACUUUAUACCUGUCAAAGAAUUUGGACUUAAUCAUCUUCCAGAAGGACAUAGAAACGAGACAAUUCUGAAAAGAAUUAAAUGCUUAGCUGAUUUGACUUGUCGUUUAACGGUCUGCAAAAAGAGCAGCAACAGACCAAAAGACAACACACUCUUUUGUGACGUUGGAGAGCAGCGAAUGGCCACGGGGACUGUGAUUGAAAUCGUAAAAACCAAAUUAGCGAAAACUAAACAGUGCGAACACUGUAGAGGAUCACACACAUUUUCAAAAGGGUUUCAUGUAAUUAGAAUUAUGACCGCCUGCCAUGUCGUGUUUGACUGUGAAGAAGCAGAAAACACAACAAUAGAUUUAUUUUAUGACGAUGAAAUUGACACUGAAGGCAUACAGAGAUUGGAAGGGUUUCGGGUGAAGUCGAGGAAUAUUGAUUUAGACCAGUGUGUUUUUGAAUGCACCACAAAGGACGUUAAGUUAGUAAAUUUAUUGGAAGAAAAAUUAAUAACAUUUAACAAUUUAACAAAAAGUAGUCCAUCCGCUGGUACUGUUCCGUGCGAGAUCAUUGCUUCACACCCACACGGCCUAUCGAAGCACAUCAGUGUUGGUGUGUCAAAGCACAUCAAUGUUGGUGUGUCAAAGGAUAAACAUGACCUAACACUAACAGGAAAUUCUGGGCAUUUUCAUAGGAAAUUUCCAAUGAAGUGUUAUGAAGACAAGGUCGAGAUUUCUUUAUUCCUAUCCACGGAUUCGAUCAUUGUCUCAAAUAAACCAGGUGAGUGACAGAUAAUUUCUAUUCCAAGGGUUCUCAAACUACACCAGGUAUCCUUAAAGUGGCCCAGUAAUGGACACAUUUGGAGCCUGGCAUUGACUAUCCAUUUAGCCAACAGACCAAUAAUUUCCAUUUAAAUAAGGAUAAGAUAUUGAUUGAAAUUGUUCUUCAUUAAAAGUAUUUGUUUUCUUUUUCUUUUGAACAGUCAAUAAGAAAUUUACAUCGACCAUAAUAAUUAGUUGAUUAUAUUAUAUUAUUUCAAGCAAUAUUCCGGUCCGCAGCAGUUGCUAAGUAGAACCCCCCCCCCCCAACAACUUUUAAAAAAAUUAGAGGAUCCCUGGUAUUCAUUUACACUCAUCCUAUUCCAUGGUAUUGUUCUUCAAUGAUUAAACGAUACUUUCCUAGUUUCCUACUUAACUUUAUCAUUUUGCAAAAUGCCAUGUUGCUUUAAUAAAAUCAUCACGUAUGUCAUCUGACAUUUCUGGAUCUUCGUCUUCCACCCCACAGUUUCAGAAUUUGCUGGCAUCCAGUGCGAUGUGUUUUUUCCUGAUUCAACCACUCAGAAGUGUCAUUUAUGGAAGUGGGACGAGGAAGUUCGCAGUGUAAGAUUAAAAUGUUUAAUCCUUUACACGAAGCUAACAUUCCCAAUAUAUGCGAAUAUUUUGUCAUACUUUACAUUGUAUAAAAAAAGACACACACAGUCCCACACACAAAGUCAGACACAGACAGACACACACAGAUACACAGGCAUACACACACAGACAGGCACACAGAGACAUCACAAACAGACACAUAUUAAUAUAAUUGCAUUUUCUGAUUCAUCUACUCAAAUGACAAUUGUUAUGAACGUUGCAGACCAAGGCUUUCCUCAUAGGUGAAGCAGGGAUACACGAAGAUCCAAACAAUUUCUACCUUGAGUUGAUGCUGCCCAAUGAAGCAAGCCAAAUCAUGAGGGAUGACAACUAUCUAGAAUAUUACAAAGACGAUGUAACUAGCGCUUUUUGCAUUUAUGUAAAAAGAUUAGAUUAAUUUUCAAAUAACUCGAUUAAUUUUAUUUAGUUUCCUUAAAAUAAAUACAGAGGCGUCGCUAGUGUUGGGGCCGCCGAAGAGGUAAAAUUAUUGGUUCACACCCUUCCAUUUUUCCCCGGCCGUCCCCCGCCCUGCACCGAGUUAUUCUUAACCAGAUCUUACAUCGUUCAUAGUGUUGUUCUUAAGUUUAGUUCUUCUUCUUCUUCUUUAUUUAAAGGGCCCACGAUCAAUGAAUUGAUCAUUCUGGCUCCUAUGUUUCAGAGGGGUUUGCGAUGUUACUGUCCAUGGGUUUCAAUGGGAUACUUCACUGGUUGCAAGGGCGACUCAGCAGUGGUGUUAUGAACUGGGGGUUGGAAUACAGGAGGCAAUAGACACAAAUGUAUCGAGUGUAGCCGCCUCAACUGUUGCUUUUGGAAGCUUGUUCCAGUCCCCUAUUGUCUUCGGCAGGAAUGAGGAGCUUCUGUACUUCGUUCUUGUUUUUACCAGCCGGAACUGUUUGUCGUGACUUCGUCGCAGUCUGGGGGGAAGAUGAACGAGUUUCUGUUUGAUUCCGGAGCAGUGCACCAGCCCAUUUGUUAUCUUGUACAACAUGGUGAGCCUGGAUAGUCGUCGUCGUUCUUCCAAUGUCGACCAGCCCAGUGUUUCCAGCAUGCUGCCAACACUCGAGGUGCUUCUGUAGCGGUUCAUGACAAAGCGUGCUGCCCGUCGCUGGACCGCCUCCAACCUGUCGAUGCUUUUCUGGGUAAAUGGGUCCCAGACUGUAGAAGCAUACUCUAAAAUAGGUCGGACAAAGGCUUUAUAGGCUUUUUCUUUCACGCUUGAGUUGCCGAUCUUCAGAUUGCGCCUUAGGAACCCCAGGGUCUUGUUUGCCCGGUUGCACACACUGUUAAUGUGCUCGUCCCAGCGGACCUCUCUUUGGAUGGUAACACCCAAGUACUUAACGGAGGAAACUGGCUCAAGAAUAUGGCCAUGCAGUUCGUAAGAGUGGUUUAGAGGGAACCUGCUUCUGGAGACUGACAGGGUCUGGCACUUGACGGGAUGAAAUUCCAUGUCCCAGCUCAUCUCCCACUCAGCUAACCGAUUGAGGUCUUGUUGAAGCUGGCUCUGGUCAGAGCUGUUGACCAUUGUCCUAUAUACCGCCGUGUCGUCUGCGAAAAGUCUUGCUUGAGAGGUCAGCUUCUCGGGCAGAUCAUUGAUAUAUGCUAGGAACAAACAAGGGCCUAGCACUGAGCCCUGGGGGACCCCUGACUUAACACCGACAAAGGAGGAGGUUUUGCCAUCUACCACUACUGCCUGGCAUCGGUCGCUGAGGAAGCUAGAGAUCCAUGUUUUGGUAGUGCCUUGGAUCCCAUAUCUAUGCAGUUUGUGCAAUAGCAAGCUAUGGUUGACACGGUCAAACGCUUUUGAAAAGUCCAGCACAAGCACAUCAGUCUGCUUGCUGUUCUCCAAGUUGGUCGUCAACUCUUCAGCAAAUUCAAGGAGUUGGGUCUCGCAUGAUCUGUUGACUCGAAAGCCAUGCUGACAGUCAUUGAGUAUAUUAUUUCUCUCCAGGUAAGAGUUAGUUCAUAAGUAACAGAAGACAUAAGCAACUAAAAACAUAAGUAACAGAAGACAUAAGCAACUGAAGACAUAAGCAACUGAAGACAUAAGCAACUGAAGACAUAAGCAACUGAAGACAUAAGCAA